Messenger RNA from Abrus precatorius (Indian licorice), 1401 nucleotides. RefSeq names its product bifunctional aspartate aminotransferase and glutamate/aspartate-prephenate aminotransferase-like. The coding region runs from base 1 to 1401 and encodes 466 amino acids. The transcript is spliced from 10 exons. Gene Ontology annotation, molecular function: catalytic activity; pyridoxal phosphate binding. Gene Ontology annotation, biological process: biosynthetic process. Lineage: Eukaryota; Viridiplantae; Streptophyta; Magnoliopsida; Fabales; Fabaceae. The record is from RefSeq and is a predicted model, not a curated record.
AUGGCCAACACACUACAUAACGCCGCCAUCUCUAGAAUCACGUUUGGAGAUUGUUCCAUUUCUCGUUGUGUUUUUCCAUCAUUUUCCACUCUUCCUCUCAGAGCCAUGCAAAACGGAAAACACGUAGAGCUUAGCAAAACGUUUGGGGUAGUAAAGGCAAAGUCAAAUGGUGAUUUGGAAAUUUCUUUGAGCCCAAGGGUUGAUGCAGUUAAAUCUUCCAAAACUGUAGCCAUAAGUGACCAUGCCACUGCUCUUUUACAAGCCGGUGUUCCUGUUAUUCGUUUAGCUGCUGGAGAACCUGAUUUUGACACACCCGCUGUUAUAUCUGAGGCUGGGAUGAAUGCAAUUGGUGAAGGGUACACGAGAUACACCCCUAAUGCUGGAACAUUAGAACUGCGCCAAGCAAUUUGUCAUAAGCUACAGGAGGAGAAUGGAAUUGCAUAUACUCCUGACCAGAUUUUGGUCAGUAAUGGAGCCAAGCAAAGUGUUGUUCAAGCAGUGCUGGCAGUUUGUUCCCCAGGAGAUGAGGUCAUUAUUCCCUCACCAUUCUAUGUGAGUUACCCAGAAAUGGUUAGAUUGGCUGAUGCAACACCUGUGAUUCUUCCAACCCACAUAUCUAAUAAUUUUCUUAUGGAUCCCAAACUGCUUGAAGCCAGCCUCACUGAAAAAUCGAGACUACUUAUUCUUUGUUCACCAUCUAAUCCAACAGGAUCGGUGUACCCUAAGAAAUUACUUGAAGAGAUAGCCCAAAUUGUAGCAAAGCACCCCAGGCUUCUGGUUCUCUCUGAUGAAAUUUAUGAACACAUAAUUUAUGCACCAGCAACUCAUGCAAGCUUUGCUUCUUUACCUGGAAUGUGGAACAGAACUCUAACUGUAAAUGGUUUUUCUAAGACAUUUGCAAUGACUGGUUGGCGGCUUGGGUAUGUUGCUGGUCCAAAAAAUUUUGUUGCAGCAUGCGGAAAGAUUCAAAGUCAAUUAACUUCUGGGGCAUGUAGUAUAUCUCAGAAAGCUGGUGUUGCUGCAUUAGGACUAGGCUAUGCAGGUGGAGAAACUGUUUCUAACAUGGUGAAAGCGUUCAGGGAAAGAAGGGAUUUCUUGGUUAAAAGCUUUAGAAAAAUGGAUGGUGUGAAGAUAUCAGAACCACAGGGGGCAUUUUAUCUAUUCAUUGAUUUCAGCUCUUAUUAUGGAAGAGAAGCUGAAGGGUUUGGUGUAAUAGAGAAUUCAGACUCCCUCUGUAGAUACCUACUAGACAAGGGCCUGGUUGCCCUGGUGCCAGGGAGUGCAUUUGGAGAUGAUUCUUGCAUCCGUAUUUCUUAUGCAGAAUCCCUUACUAUCAUAGAGGAAGCCGUAGAGAGAAUUAAAAAAGCACUUAUCCCUCUAAGCUCUGCAACACUUGUUUAA